Messenger RNA from Lactuca virosa, 3254 nucleotides. The record is from the annotation of a GenBank genome assembly. NCBI's taxonomy places the organism in Eukaryota, Viridiplantae, Streptophyta, Magnoliopsida, Asterales, Asteraceae.
UAUCCCAACAAUCGACGGUGGAUCUCUCCCACCAACCAAAUUCGUGCCUUCUGAGAUCAUAUUAUACCCAAUUCUUGCUCCACAAAAAAAGGUUUUAUUAUUUUUUAUGGGCAAGAAGUCAAACAAGAGGGGAAAUCGCAAUUAGAGUGCAUAGGGUUUCCCUCACAAGCAGCCGUCUGUAAGGCUUCCCUUUUUCGUGUAGCUCAGGUGGACGUCAACCUAAGUGCUUUUCAUUAACGAUCAAGAAUUUGAUUUUAAUUCAUCUUAUUUUGGUCUAAAAAAUGGUGAAUUUCCAUUUACAAACACUAAAACUUGGAUUGAUUUUGGUUUGGCUAUGUGGGUUUAUCUUGAUUGCGAUUUCCUUCUAUUCCACUACUCAAAUAUUACCUUCUUCUUCUUCCUCCAUGAAAGAGCACAUCAAUAACCUCACUAGUUCAAGGAGGCCCACUGUUACAAUAUUUACAGCUGUUAGGCCUUUUAGUGGCUCAAUUGGGAGAAAACAAACUUUAGCAAUCAGAUCAUGGCUUGGUUUAUCACAAGACAUUAGGGUUGUUCUCUUUAGCAAAGACCCUUCUGUUUUCUCUUUUGCAGGUUCUUUUGGCUAUGGUUCUAGGGUUUCUGUAGAACCCACCAUUGAUUUCACAUUUUUAGGUACUCCAUUUUUUCACUCAAUGGUUGCAAGAGCACAAGCAUCAAAUUCUGAUAUAUCUGUCCUCAUGGAUUCUAAAACUAUUCUUUUACCAGACUUCUUUUCAACAUUAAGUUAUGUUCAUAAACUUGAUCAUGAUUGGCUCUUCAUUGCUUCAUCAAGAAACGUCUCGGAUUUCCCAUUUCACUUGGAUGUAGAUGGAAAACAUUGGCUAGGGGACAACAAUAAAAUGGUUAAAAUGGAAAAGUUGCAGGACUUUCUUUCUCAUGGGAAAUGGGAACAUUGUGAUGACAAGAAGACAAUCAUUGCUUGGAAUAAUGGAGAGCUUCCUUUACAUAAUGGAGUUCUUCCACCAUUUUUAUAUGGGAAAGGUUUCCACACCCUUUGGAUGAUCAACGAGGCUUUGUCUUCCAACUUUAGGUUUGUAUUUGAUGCCAGUUGGACAAUCUCAAGCUUCUUUAUCAAUAAUAUUUACAACAAUGCCACUAUAGAAGCAAGAAACUGGGAAAAUUUAGGAAAUUCCCAUUUGGGAGCUUUCUAUGGAUCAUUAUUCUUCCAUGAAGACCAUUACAAUUACUCCAACUUGAUCAAACUUUUCAAAUGCGACAAACAUUAUCAUUUUGGAAGCACUAUAGACAACAUAGUUUAUCCAUUGGGGGUAUUUCGGUCAAGUAAACAUACGAAGCUUUCUACUUGUUUCGACAAAUUAAAACCAAAGGGUAACACGGGUUGCUCAACAAAGAAUCAGUUGAUGUCAUUAGAACCGAUAUCACUUCCUUUCUCUUUAGAGCUUCUUCUAUCAACACGUGCUGACCAAAAUAAGACAAUUGUGUUAGCAGUUGCAGGAUAUAGUUAUAAAGAUAUGUUAAUGAGUUGGGUAUGUAGACUACACCUCCUUAAUGUCUCCAAUUUUGUGGUUUGUGCCCUUGACGAUGAAAUAUACGAUUUCUCUAUCUUGCAAGGAUUGCCUGUUUUUAGAGACAAAUUAGCUCCAAAUAACAUCAGCUAUGAUGACUGUCACUUUGGAACAAAUUGCUUUCAACGGGUAACUAAAGUAAAGUCAAGGGUAGUUUUGGAAAUUCUGAAGCUGGGAUAUAACUUGCUGAUGAGUGAUGUUGAUGUUUAUUGGUUUAAGAAUCCUUUGCCACUGCUUACUACUUUUGGUCCUGCAGUUUUCUUGGCUCAAUCAGAUGAGUACAAAAUCACAGGGCCAAUAAAUUUGCCUAGACGUCUAAAUUCUGGCUUUUAUUACGCACACUCAGAUAAUUCAACAAUUGCUGCUUUAGAGAAAGUAGUAAAACAUGCAUCUUUAUCAAAUCUUUCAGAGCAACCAAGUUUUUAUGAUACUUUAUGUGGGCUAAACGGAUCCAACCGUUUAGGUGAUGACAUGUGUCAUGAACCCGAAACAAAUCUAACCGUUCGUUUCUUGGAUAGAAACCUCUUCCCAAAUGGGGCCUACCAAGAUUUAUGGGACUCGAAUAACGUUUCAUCAACAUGCAUGAAAAAGGGUUGUUUUGUGCUUCAUAAUAAUUGGAUUAGUGGGAGACAAAAGAAGCUAGAACGCCAGGUGUCAUCUGGUCUUUGGGAGUAUGACAUCAGCAUGAGGAUGUGUUUGCAGACAUGGCAAAGAUCCAAAUCCAUAAGUUAUUUUUGAAUUAUAUUCUUUAAACAAGAUCAUUGUUUGAUAAGUUGGAUGGAUUUUCACAAAUCACAAAGAGACAUAGUGUUACAUUGGUUUUAUCAAAUGAGCCGGCUAUAGAAUAAGCAAAAAGAAGAAAAAACCAAAGGGAAAGAUUGAUUCUUUUAGUGGCUUAUAAUGUUGGAAAAAAUUGGUGUCAAAGGGAUUUUAGUUUCUUGAAAUGAUUAAGGGGUGUAUAGGUUUACUCUUUGGAGCCCAAUCAUUGGAAAAAGAUUCAAGAACACCACCAAAACAGGUGAAAGAUGGUUCCUUUUCAAUUGGGAGUAGCCAAAAAUCAAGGGAAUUUUGUGUAAGAGUUGUUCAUGCAGGUGGAAAAGAAGAUCUUUAUGAAAAACCGGUUUCUGUUUUUCAAAUAAUGAAAAGAUAUCCAGGUAUGAUUGUUGCUUGGCCUGAAAUUUUCAAGAAUCCUCAUGAAGCUGUUUUGUCAUCAAGUGAGCUGCUUUUGCCUGGGCGAAAGUACUAUUUAGUCCCUGUGACAACAUUAAAGAAGUUGAAAAAGAAACACUCCUCCAAGAAGAAAAAGUCAACAGGGAAAAAGGGUCAAAGUCAAACCGUUCCUCCAGAUGAGUCUGAUGAUUCUGUGUGUUCAGCUAAGGAUUACUAUGUAUCCAAGGAGAAGUGGUCAAGAUUUUUGGUCAAGAAACACAUUCGGUCAAACAAACAACCAGUUGUGAAGUCAAAGUCAUGGAGGGGAGGAUCUGAUUGGGAGCCGAGUUUGACAUCCAUUCAAGAACUCUCUCCUUGAAGACAUGAUGAAAUCGGUAUGUAGUUUAUAUCUGUUAUUGUGAAACUUUUUCAUCUUUGCUUUUAUGAUUCUAAACCACUAAUGAUGUUGUUGUAGUUAUUGCUUUUGCAAUGUCCUUGUCACCCGUUUUCUAGUUCUAUGAAGUUUUAUGUUUUGGAAUG